Molecule: messenger RNA, 300 nt
Organism: Protopolystoma xenopodis
Lineage: Eukaryota; Metazoa; Platyhelminthes; Monogenea; Polystomatidea; Polystomatidae
Source: the annotation of a GenBank genome assembly
AUGAAUAGGUUUAUAAUUACCUUGUUAAUUUUCUUUUCUUCAAUAAGACGCAUUGCUACCAUAACUGGUUUGCCUGUCUGUUGCAUUCUCCCCAUCUUUAACUCUAGGGUCGGACAUCACAGCACCAGCGAUGACAGUUCUGCGUAUAGGUCGAUUGAUGAAGUACAAUUUUGGGAGAAAGAAGAUAAUCCGAUUCUCCGACUAAAAAAAUAUCUGAUUGCGAAGGGCUGGUGGUCGGAUGAAGAGGAGCAGAGCUGGUUGGCAAACAUUCGGAAAGAGGUAAUUAUUAGAUUUUAUUAA